GUCCACAAGGGCGGCUGUCCGCUGUCCAUCUUCGGCCUGUGCCGAAGCUGCCAGGAUCCUCUGGUGGGGAGCCAGAAGCUGGCUACAUGUCAGACUGUUUUCAGGCCGACACAGAGCCAACCGAUCUUGGCGAUACUCGCAUGGGCUCGAGCCCAGUGAGGUGGUACAUCGAUCAAAGCUGGACGGCUCAUAAGAGUCGGGGAGGUGCGGUGGUGUUUUCUGUGAAGCUUAGUAAAGACGCGGCUGGAGAGCUAACUCGUGAAGGAUGGGCCAAACGGUUCAAUCGUCGAGAGUACCAGAUCAGAAUCGGCAAGGCAACUCGUGAGUACCGGCGAUGGUCGGCCCAUGCUUUUCGGCACGGGCGGAGCCAGGACCAUCCGACGACCCCCCGAGCCGGAGAGCAGACCACGAAGAAAGACUUUGAGAUCCAGUACGCCAGAUGGCGAGUGAAGCUGCAACUCCCUCAGUCCAGACCGACGAUGUCUUCAAUUCAAGCUAUGUUUUCUUUGCAGUGCGGUGGCUGA
Molecule: messenger RNA, 524 nt
Organism: Symbiodinium necroappetens
Lineage: Eukaryota; Dinophyceae; Suessiales; Symbiodiniaceae
Source: the annotation of a GenBank genome assembly